AUGGACACAAUAGAAAAAGAUGGCAAAAAAUAUGCUUUUUACGAAAUCGAACUUUUCAAUUAUGGCGACCAUAAUUACUCACUAAUCCAAAUUGAAUAUCAAAAUGAAAGUGAUUUGAGCGAAUUUGUCGAAGGGAAAAACAAAUCCAAAGAAACAGCCAACGAAAUAGGUGAUGCUUCCUCCAACACGGUCAAAAAAACUGGUGAAGGGUUAGAAAAAGCCGGGAAAAAUUUAAAAGAAAGUGCUAGUGAUAAGGAAUGA
Molecule: messenger RNA, 261 nt
Organism: Entrophospora sp. SA101
Lineage: Eukaryota; Fungi; Glomeromycota; Glomeromycetes; Entrophosporales; Entrophosporaceae
Source: the annotation of a GenBank genome assembly